GCCGGAGCGGCGCGGUUCUCGUCCUCGAAUCCGCGGCGCGUGACAGAUGGAGCGUGACAGGCGAUCAAGCGUUUAACGAAAUUGCUCUUUCCGUGCCCCUGUUUACUCGGGACCGAUUCGUUUACCUUGCCUCGCGUUUCGUUACACUCUCGGCGCCGCGGAGCGGUUCUUUCCGCGAUCGAUUUCCAUUUGUUCCGAUCCCCGAGGGGGAUGCUCGUCCGCGAGCUCCUUUGACGAAAACCGAGAACGACCACUCCCACGAGGUGCCCAUGGGAAAGGGGUCGCGUUUGAUGCUCAGGGGGCGGCUUGCGCGGUACGCGUGUCUCCUCCUCGCGUGUCUCUUCAGUUGUCAUUGUCCCGCGUCGUCGCGAGCUUCCACGAUUCGGAGCUUCCGUCGAGAGACGCCGCGGCUCGAGGAUGAUCUUCGCGGCGAUCAAGGUCGGCCUUCUGUUCCUCGUCGUCGGGACGUCGUCGACGGUUGAAAAAGCGCGGGUCACUUACGCGAACCUGACCGGAGACUUUGUUUUGGGCGGACUGUUCCCUGUGCACCGAAGAGGCAGCGGAGGACAGAGCUGCGGCGAGAUUCAAAUAGAGGACGGCAUCCAGCCCCUGGAAGCUAUGCUGUACACCGUCGGACGCAUCAACGAUGAUCCCACGAUCCUCCCAGGCAUUCAUCUCGGCGCUUUGGCCUUUGACACCUGCGACAACCCCGGCUACGCGUUGCAGCAGGCGUUCUAUUUCGUGAAAGGUCUGAUCGCGAGCGGCGCUCGGCGCGGCGAGCAUGACUACCGGUGCGAGGACAGCAGCACGCCGAAGUUUAUGAACGGAGGAUUCGACGACGUGAUCGCGGUGCUCGGCGCGCAAUCGAGCUCCGUUACCAUUCAGGUAGCAUCGGUUCUGGCGCUGUUCUCGAUGCCGCAGAUCUCUUACAUGGCCACCUCGCCGUUCUUGAGCAGCAAGGAGAGGUUUCCGCAGUUCUUUCGCACGGUACCGAGCGACGUGAACCAAGCGCGCGCCAUGCUCGAGAUACUUCGGCAGUUCGAGUGGACGUACGCCUCGAUCGUCUACUCGGAUUCGGAGUACGGCGACCACGGCUACGAGACGAUCGCCUCGUUGGCAGCCGAGUACUCCGUUUGCUUCACCACUCCGCACCGGAUCAAAGAGGAACGCUUCGCGGCCGAAGAUUACGACAACGUGGUCCGCGCGAUCGCCGACAAGACCGAUGUCCGAGUGGUGGUGCUGUUCGCCGAGAAGUCGACGACCUUCCGCGUCCUGGAGGCGGCGAAGAGGCUCGGCCUCGACUCGAGGUUCGUCUGGAUCGGCAGCGACUCCUGGCCGGACCGGAAGGACGAAGAGAACAGAGUGCUGGAGGGCGCGCUCGCCGUGCAACCCCUGUACGCUCGGCUCUCGGGCUUCGACGAGUACUUCACGGGCUUGACCCUUGAGCACGAGAGGUCGAAUCCUUGGUUCCGCGAGUUCUGGUUCAAGUACCACGGCUGCGCGAACCAGACGGAACUGGCUGCUCGCGAGGUGAGAGGUUUUGAAGGAUUCAGUGUUCGACGGGUCGGCUGCACGGAUCCAAGCCUCAGGAUCGACCGAAGCAACGGCUACAAGCAACGGCGGUUCCUGCAUUUCGUUCGAGACGCGGUUUAUGCAGUGGCGUACGCUCUGCACGACGCGCAGAGGGACGUGUGCGGCGAGAGUUACGUCGGCGUUUGCGAUCGAAUGCGGUCCAUGGACGGAAAGACUUUCUCCGGUUACCUGACUAAAGUGUCUUUCAAAGACGAAGCGGACCACGAAUUCGGAUUCGUAGACGAAGUCGACGGGCCACCCAGGUACUCUAUCCUGAACUUCCGGCGAACAUCGAACGGCUCGUACCAGUGGUUGGUCGUUGGAAAUUACACGCUGAACGAGCAAGGACGAGCGGAGCUUCGCCUAGACCGUAGCAAGAUGAGGUUCCGCGGACACGGGGAGGCCGCGUUUCCGGCUUCCUCUUGUUCCAGACCGUGUGAUCCCGAUAGAAUCAUGGUCAGAGCGAAAGAGGAUCCUUGCUGCUGGCGUUGCCAGAGCUGCGGCCUGUACCGGUACCGGGUGGACGAGCACAGAUGCGAGGACUGCGACUGGGGCACUCGUCCGACGGGGAACGGGACCAGCUGCGAGCCGAUUCCCGAGGAGUUCGUCGACUACUCGAAUCCAUGGGCGAUCGCCGCCAUUUCGGUGGCCGUUCUCGGCAUGUCGUUGACCUUGUUCGUUUCCGCGGUGUUUUGGCGGUACCGCGAGACACCGAUGAUCAAGGCCUCCGGACGGGAGUUGUGUUUCCUACUGCUGAUCGGCGCGUUCGGUUGUUUCUCGAUGACGUUCCCGGUCGUGGCGAAGCCGAGCGUCGCGAGCUGCGCCGUCGUUCGCUUCGGCAUCGGAUUCUGCUACACCCUGUGCUACGCUGCGCUGGCAACGAAGAUCAACAGGAUCCACCGGAUAUUCAACGAUCCCGGCCCAAGCCCGCGAAAGCGACGGUACACCAGCCCUAGAUCGCAACUGACGAUCGCCUCGGUACUCACGCUCGUGGAGAUCGCGUUCGACGUCGUGUGGCUGCUGAAGGAGCCGCCCGCCGUGACCAGCUCCUAUCCCAGCAGGGAAGCGAACAUCAGGAUCUGCCGCGGAUCCGAGAACGGAUCGUACGUGAUCGGCUUAGCGUACCCGUUCCUGUUGACGAUGGCGUCCACGUUCUACGCAGUGAAGACCAGGAAGUGUCCCGAGGGAUUCAACGAGACUCGCCGCAUCGGGUUCGCGAAUUACGCGACGAUCGUCCUGUGGCUCGCCUUCGUGCCCCUGUACCUCGCCUCCGUGAACAACGUGGUCAGAGUGAUCACAUUAGCGCUCUCCCUGUCUCUGAACGGACUGGUCCAGCUGCUCUGCCUGUUCCUGCCGAAGGUCUACGUGGUGCUGAUCAAGCCUGAGAAGAACACCAGGGAGCUGGUGAUGUCCAGACCGCAGGGCUCCUCGAAUCCGACAGCGGCGAUUCCGCCGGAAGCUUUCCCCUGUUGCUCGGCUGCGCCCGCCAGCCGGGCGAUCCGGUCUCCAGAUUUAAGCGGCUCCCGAUUGUCCAUCCCCGCUUCAACCUGA
Molecule: messenger RNA, 3123 nt
Organism: Nomia melanderi (Alkali bee)
Lineage: Eukaryota; Metazoa; Arthropoda; Insecta; Hymenoptera; Halictidae
Source: RefSeq, a predicted model, not a curated record